Penicillium digitatum Pd1 is the source of this 540-nucleotide messenger RNA. The record is from RefSeq and is a predicted model, not a curated record. Lineage: Eukaryota; Fungi; Ascomycota; Eurotiomycetes; Eurotiales; Aspergillaceae.
AUGCUUCCUUUUAAUUUGAGGGACUCGGGGAAGAGAGAAGACCCCACACCCCGUCAACAUACAAAAAGGACAAUCAAUGGCCCCCCCAAAGCCUUACAUCUCCCCCAGCUCUGUAAGUUGAAUGAGGACUAUUCAGUGCUACUUAUAAGGCAACAGUCACCAUGGAAUAAGUAUAAGCCAGUCCUAAAAUGCGACAUUGCGGGUGAAGUGAUCAUAGCGACUCAGCGUUCCAAUCCAUCACGGGUGCAAGCUGUUCGAGAAUACCCUAAGUCUGGCGCCGAAAAUCUGAUUCAACGAUUUAAUUGCCUUCGACACGCCAAUAUUCUGUCAUCUCGGGACUGUUACAUAGACUCAAACCAUUUGUAUGCUUUAGUCGAUGAUUUUCCGCUCACAUUGGGGAACCUUGUUUCUGCCCCGGGCAUAUAUCCUACGGAGGUAGAAAUGGCUGCAAUAAUGUCGCAGGUACGUACGUGCCUUCGUGUCCCUUUUCACCGGAAUAACAACAGCCAAGAUUCUCGAUGGCCUAUGCUAUCUCGGUAG